This is a messenger RNA of Brassica napus (rape), 1211 nucleotides long. Its product is annotated as nuclear transcription factor Y subunit B-7. Gene Ontology annotation, biological process: regulation of transcription by RNA polymerase II. NCBI's taxonomy places the organism in Eukaryota, Viridiplantae, Streptophyta, Magnoliopsida, Brassicales, Brassicaceae. The coding region runs from base 490 to 1149 and encodes 219 amino acids. Gene Ontology annotation, molecular function: RNA polymerase II cis-regulatory region sequence-specific DNA binding; protein heterodimerization activity; DNA-binding transcription activator activity, RNA polymerase II-specific. The transcript has a single exon. Gene Ontology annotation, cellular component: CCAAT-binding factor complex; nucleus. The record is from RefSeq and is a predicted model, not a curated record.
AUUUGAUAUUCAAGUGAAAUAUUUAUUGCUUUUUCACAUUAUUAAAUUUUCUAUAAAAUUUAUGCUUUCUGUAUUUAUAGAGACAAAUGUCGAUUGUUGUUCAAAAAAAGAAAAGAAACUAUUUGGUCAAAUUCGAAUAACAUUGUAAAUGCAAAUUUCAAUUUCUUUUUUUACAUUUAAUAUGUCUUAGUUCUCUAAAAAUUUAUAUUAAGCAGUCCACAUCACAAGUUCUUCAGAGAAAACUGCAUCAGUCACCAAAAACAAAGCACAAGGAGCUUGUUCUAAUCAUGCGACAAAACAACCUCAUCCGGUAUCGCUAGGCAACAGAUACGUUCUUUUGAUCAUACAACUUUCUAGGAAGUAGCCUUCUAGAAAAAUGAUAAAAAUAAAUGCGGGUCGCAAGGAGUUCCAAAUUUGGCAAGAUAUCCAUAAAUAGGCAAUUUGCCUAGUUUCAUGCACUAAGCUUAACCAUAAAAUCAUAUCCAUCACAUGCAUGUUGUUACAUAUCACGAAAAACAAGAGAUGACUGAGGAGAGCCCAGAGGAAGAUCAUAAAUCUCCUGAAGGAGCCGAAACGAAUCUAGGAAGCUCUUCUUUAAAGAACAACAACAUCAACAAUAAAGAACAAGAUCGGUUUCUUCCAAUUGCUAAUGUCGGAAGGAUCAUGAAAAAGGUUCUUCCCGGUAACGGUAAGAUCUCGAAAGAUGCCAAAGAAACCGUUCAAGAAUGUGUAUCAGAAUUCAUCAGCUUUGUUACCGGUGAAGCUUCUGACAAGUGUCAAAGAGAGAAGAGGAAAACCAUCAAUGGAGAUGAUAUCAUUUGGGCCAUUACCACUUUAGGUUUCGAAGACUAUGUGGCUCCAUUAAAGAUCUAUCUCGGGAAAUACCGAGAAACUGAAGGAGAGAAAGUCAACAGCCCAAAACAAAGACAUCAACAACAACAACCGCAGCAUAAUCAUCAUUUUCAGUUUCAAGAACAAGACCAUAACAACAUUUCAUGUACUAGUUACAUCUCUCAGCAUCAUCCUUCUCCAUUUUUGCCUGCAGAUCAUCAACCUUUUCCAAAUCUCCCUUUCUCUCCUAAAUCGUUGCAAAAUCAGUUCCCGCAGCAGAAUGAUAACACUGAUUCCAUGGGACAGUGGUCAGUGUAAAACAUUUUUUUUUAAUUCCUUUUCUUUGUUUUAGAUAUACAUUAUAUUUUUUGUUUCGAGUA